UUCAGAAUGACAUGUAUGAACUGAAUGACUUCUUCCUGUCCAGAACAGACGCUGGUCAUUUGUCAUGUGAAAAAGGAAAGGACUUUUCAUAGGUAUCCUGUGUGUUUCUACAGGAGUGUGUUUCCACUGUGCAAUAGACGUGGUUCCAGUGAAGAACGAAGACGGCCUGGUCAUCAUGUUUAUUCUCAACUUCGAGCUUCCCACUGACCCCAGACCAGUCAACAGCUCACCAGCCAGAGAGCUCAACAGAGUGCUGCGUAUCCCAUGGCUGACCCUGGCUCGGCGACAGCGUCUGCGCCUCCUCCUCCGCUCCAUCAGCGGUAGUACGGGUGUCCUAUCCCAGGACACGGAGCUGGGUGCUCCUCGUGGCGACCUCCCACCCCUUGGACAUGAGUCAGUGGCCCUGGACAAACUGCUGUCCCUCCCCGAAAGACAGCAGCUGGAGGAGGCAGGAGCUGGACUGCUGCUGUGGGACCAAGAAAUAGAGGAGGAAGAACAAAUAAAAAGAAGGGGAAGAGAAGGAGAGAGGAGCAACUUGGUGGCACCCAGACGAAGGAGUGAGGGAGACCGAAAGAGAAGAGAAGGAGGUGAUGUGUAUGAGCUGCUCAUGGACACAAGUGCAGGAGGAGACGGAGGGAGGAGAGGGAGGGAGCUCCACACAGCUCUGCCCCCAGCUCCACUCUCCGCACCUCCAACACUGGCCCUGCCACCCGCCUCUUCACAUGCUCCACCACGGAGAGAGGAGAGAGGAAGAGGCCGAGAUGAAGAUGACUGUCCUUUCCACAGCAAGCACCCUCCUGCCAGGGUGGUCGGCAGCUGUGGAGCGUUAAAGCAUUCCUCCUCAGUCGAUGCUAUCAAGAGUGGGCAGAAUUACUGGGAGAAGAGGCUGCAGCUGAGACACAGCUGUACUGCUGGGUUGCUAACCAUCAGAAAGAGCAGUGUGCCAGUUGGAACAUCAGACUCCGAUUUGCGCUGCCGGACCAACAGCCAGAGGUUCUUCUGGUGA
This is a messenger RNA of Centropristis striata (black sea bass), 1006 nucleotides long. RefSeq lists its product as uncharacterized. The transcript is spliced from 5 exons. The record is from RefSeq and is a predicted model, not a curated record. Bases 176 to 1006 code for a protein of 276 amino acids. Lineage: Eukaryota; Metazoa; Chordata; Actinopteri; Perciformes; Serranidae.